UUUGACCAUUUUAUUUACAUUUCUGAUCCUGAACACAUCGAUUUUAUUCAGACUGGAGUUUUAUAUCAGAAAAAAUUAAAGAAGUUUUUAGCCAAAUCUUUUCAGAGUACAGAAAAUUUCAACUUGGUUUUAGCGAUAGUUUCCCCACAGCAUCGACAUGACGCAGUACUAUGUCUUUGACGUAAUCCUUGUGAACUCCAGUUUGCCAAUUCCCCGCAAGUCCGCCAGUUUCAGUGCGGGUGGGAGGCCCGUCUACUCGGUUCGAUUGUUCGAGGACUUUGAGGAGCUGUCCAUGGAACGCAUUUUCGUGGAUCAGUUUCCCUCAGAGGCAUUGGGUGGCUUUACCAGCAGUCCCUGUGAGCUGAUAGGAGUAUUGACCUCCAAGGGCGUAGGCGUGACUCUCAAGGAGAACGACGAGCUCAUAGGAUCGGGCAACGCCAUGCUGGAAUCUUCAAUCCUGCGCCAGCUGACGGACCCCACCUUUUCGGUUACCCAGAAUGUUACAGUUAAACUGACCAAAGGGCCAAAGAACGACCGAGUGGGUGAGGUGGAGCUACUCCUGAAGAUCAGCUCCGCUUCACCGGAUAUAAAUCACGGCUUGAUUCCAUUUGGCUGCUAUGACGUGUGCAAGCCUGUGGAUCAUUCGAUCAACAAAAAGGACAUUAUCUUCACCCUGGGACGUUCCGGAAAGUGCGCAACGAACAGCUGCAUCACGGAUGAGCGCCUGAUGUCGCACGCUGGAGCACCCUUCCAAUGUCCACACGCCGCAAGUCAGAAUCAGGAGGAUCAGGAUAACAAAGGAGGUGCCUCCGCCAAGUGUGGGUGUUUCCUGAGAGGAAUGCAAUUACCCCCGGAUGUUGGCACGGAGAAAAAGAGGGAAAAGGCCGCUCUGAAGAAGCUCGUCGAUGAACUGGGCCUAGACCAGAUAAAAGUACCCAGUCCUCCAGACACACACGAGAAGUCCCGUCGUUGGCAUUGCAAGUGCAAGCAGCCGAGUUCCAGCACGGAUACUUCCUCCUGUGACAUCAAUGAGUUCACAGCGGAAAAGCCUCAUAGAAAGAGAAAGGCCAUAUCCUUGACUGCCUCCAUGGAGCGAGCUGCUCGUCGAAGACUCAUAGGCACCUGUCCUGUAAAAGAGCCUGUUCUAACACAGGAGGCCUACAAGCCGCCGAAUCUCUGCCAGCUCUGCCGUUCGGACAUCAGUUGGCUGCCCAAGAUCUCCGCCUGUCCCUACUGCGGCUACAAAACCUUCGAGGACAUACAGCCCAGCGAGCAGCCCUACGAUCUUACGCUAACUGCCCAGCAAUUGCUAAGGGACUGCCUGCGCAAGGAGACCUGUGAACUGGACCUGUCCAAAGGUGAUGAUGAAGCCAUGGGCGAUCAUAUGAAGACCCACGACAAGGAUGAUCCUAAUGUUCCGCAGCAAUGCGGCUGCUUGGGCGGGAAGCCCUGCACUCGAUGCCGCAUCCGGAAGCUCUGCGAAAACUUUUUUAAGGAAAAUGAGUGCAAGAUUGAGCCACUCCCACAGGCUUAUCCGCAGGCUCCAACCAAAUCACAACCGGAAAGCAAGAAGGUAAAGCAAACCAACUCGGACGAAUCUCUGCGUCGUACCCAACUGAUCUCCAUCUUCACGGAGAUGCGGAACAUGUACGGCAAGAAGAAGGGAGUCAACGAGGCGGAUGCGGUGGCCGAGGAACUCAGGAAGGAGUGCGAUGCAGCCUGCCGGAACACCAAGUCGGCCAAGGCCCGCAGGAAGGCCAGGAAGGCGCUGCAGAAGACACUGGACGAGAUUGACAAGGCCUAUCCCAAGCCAGGCAAAAUGCGGAUAAAGAAGCGGCGCACCCACCACAAAAAGUCCCGAUGCUACACCUUCUUAAAGCUGAAUAAUGUAUCCAAAGACUCCCGUAUCGGCCAUCUGGACUGCAUCUCGGGCAGCAAGCAUACGGGCUACUGCAGGAUUCCCUGUCACAUGGGUUGGAUGUGGACCAAAAGCGAGAUGGCGCGCCACAAGUCGUGGCGCCCAGGAGCCAUUUCUCGACCCAUCCGACAACUAAUGUCCUACUUUCUGAAGGACUUUCCUGCGGAUAAUAUUUGCCUUUCGCGUUACCACUACCGACACAGAAAGUGCCGCAGGGUCCAGGAGCUGGAGGAGCCACUAGUGCAGCAUCCUACGCUGCACAUAAGUAGGAAGGGAGAUGAGUACAUCAUCACCUUGCGUCCAUUAAAGGAUCCCAAGGCCCUGGCCUCCAGCGCCAACCCUUAUGCGGAUAUGAAGCCCGUUGUCUUUCGCAUUACUAAGGACCCCAUGGCAGCAGGACUCCGCCAGAUGAGAGUUAAUCUUCAGGACAAGGGAUUUGCCCCGUGCACUUGUCGUCGGCCGGUGGCCAGUUGCUUUUGCCGGAGUCACGUUGAGAAGAAGCGAAUCCAGUACGAGGUGGAGAACGAGUGUCGCCAGCGUGGUUGGCCAAACAACUCGGAUACCUUCGUAUACUCCCCAAACAGCGACGAUGAUGACAGCGAUCGGGAGUACGAGUUUGGGGUUACUCCUCCGGCGGGAGUCAUAAAACCCGAACGGGUGCGACAGCCGGACAGAGCGCACGUGGAGACCCAGUACGUGGAUCACGACUGGGCCGCUCCCACCAUGUACCCGCAUCCGGCCAACAUGCUUGUCCAAUACGGCGGAUGCGUGAUGGGCGAGCGAAAGAAGAUGUUCCCAUGGAUCUUCGGAAAGGGCGACGUUCACGCGGAUCCACCGAAGCCGCGCCUGAAGAAUCCGCCCAAGAAGAAACCACGCAAGCAGCUUCCCUUCCGCAAUGUCGGUGGCUACGAUGAUCCCCGGAGGUUCGAUCCAACCCCACUAAACAGACCUUGGCACAAGUCUAACUCCCAUGGUGGCGGAGUCCCAAUGUAUUGAUGUUAGUAAUAACAAGUAUAGCCAUAGACUUUUACAUCUCAAAUAAAUGACGGUUUCGGCAUUCCAAGAAUUCCACGUAA
Drosophila simulans is the source of this 2994-nucleotide messenger RNA. RefSeq lists its product as uncharacterized. The record is from RefSeq and is a predicted model, not a curated record. Bases 158 to 2914 code for a protein of 918 amino acids. Lineage: Eukaryota; Metazoa; Arthropoda; Insecta; Diptera; Drosophilidae. The transcript has 3 exons.